Molecule: messenger RNA, 1161 nt
Organism: Iphiclides podalirius (scarce swallowtail)
Lineage: Eukaryota; Metazoa; Arthropoda; Insecta; Lepidoptera; Papilionidae
Source: the annotation of a GenBank genome assembly
AUGUAUGCAUCAGAAACUGCACUAUACGUGAUAACGGAGCUCCUGCAAAGCGACCUGCACAAGAUCAUCGUCUCCCCGCAACACCUCUCCGCCGACCACAUCAAAGUCUUCCUCUACCAGAUUCUCAGAGGCCUGAAGUACCUGCAUUCGGCGCGUAUCCUGCACCGGGACAUAAAGCCGGGCAACCUGCUGGUGAACAGCAACUGCGUCCUCAAGAUCUGCGACUUCGGGCUGGCGCGCGUCGAGGAGCCGGACUCCACGAAGAACAUGACGCAGGAGGUGGUCACGCAGUACUACAGAGCUCCUGAGAUCCUAAUGGGUGCCAACCACUAUACCGCCGCCGUCGAUGUGUGGUCCGUCGGUUGCAUAUUCGGCGAACUCCUAGGCAGGCGUAUCCUGUUUCAAGCGCAGAGCCCAGUCCAACAGCUGGAGCUUAUAACGGAGCUUCUGGGCACACCUUCGCUGGAGGACAUGAGACACGCGUGCGCCGGCGCCCGAGCGCACAUGUUGCGCCGCGCGCCGCGCCCACCGGCGCUCGCCGCGCUCUACACCCUCUCCGUUCAGGCCACGCACGAGGCCGUACACCUGCUCGCACAGAUGCUGGUGUUCGACCCGUCGAAGCGCAUCUCGGUGGUGGACGCCUUAGCCCACCCCUAUUUGGAGGAGGGGCGGCUCCGCUACCACUCGUGCAUGUGCAAGUGCUGCUACAGCGCCCCGCCGGCCGCCCGCCACUACUCACCCGACCUCGAACCCGUCGCUCCGCACGCCUUCCACGACGCCUGGGAACGCAAACUUACCACCGUCCAUCAGGUCAAAGAGGAGAUUCACAAGUUCAUAGCGGAGCAGCUUCAGACGUCGCGAGUGCCGCUCUGCAUCAACCCGCAGUCCGCGGCGUUCAAGAGCUUCGCAAGUAAUGUUCUCAAUUCUCGUACCUCUCCCGGUGUUGUCCGCGCGCGUCCAAACGAUAAUAAAUCAGACGAAGCAGCAACGGUCAUCACAACCAGUUGUGGCACGGUGCGAUCUGUUAGUGUGCACGCCGGUGCCGCCGCCAUUUGCGCACCAAAACACGGCCGUGUGACGAAAGCAAUAUGGCGGUCGCAGAAGUUUGCCUAUGUCGAAAUCCCGACCCUCAGCUCCGUCGCUCCCUUCCCGUCCGCCGCC